GAGCUGGUUCUGCCUGGCCGCGGCGGAAGCGCACAGGGCUGUGUUGAUGGAGGUGUUAUGUCACCUCUUACCAGGACCCGGACUCUUGCCAAAGAGCUCGCAGCUUCCGCUUAAGCCCGUCACACGGGUUUGAUUCCAGAUUCCAGACCCCCAAACACCUUGUGCGGUCAGACAUGGGGAAGUCUUUUUCUCAUUUGCCUUUGCAUUCAAAUAAAGAAGAUGCUUAUGGUGGAGUUGCAUCAACUGAAAAUAUGAGGAAUGGAUUGGUUAAUAAUGAAGUCCAUAAUGAAGAUGGAAGAAAUGGAGAUGUCUCUCAGUUUCCAUAUGUGGAAUUUACAGGAAGAGAUAGUGUCACUUGCCCCACUUGUCAAGGAACAGGAAGAAUUCCUAGGGGGCAAGAAAACCAGCUAGUGGCAUUGAUUCCAUAUAGUGAUCAGAGAUUAAGGCCAAGAAGAACAAAACUGUAUGUGAUGGCUUCUGUGUUUGUCUGUCUGCUGAUAUCUGGAUUGGCUGUAUUUUUCCUUUUCCCUCGCUCAAUCGAUGUGAAAUAUAUUGGCGUAAAAUCAGCAUACGUCAGUUAUGAUUUCAAAAAACGUAUGAUAUAUUUAAAUAUCACAAACACACUAAAUAUAACGAAUAAUAACUAUUAUUCUGUUGAAGUUGAAAACAUCACUGCACAAGUUCAGUUUGCAAAAACAGUUAUUGGAAAGGCACGCUUAAACAACAUAACUAAUAUUGGCCCACUGGAUAUGAAGCAGAUUGAUUACACUGUACCUACUAUCAUAGCAGAGGAAAUGAGUUAUAUGUUUGAUUUCUGUACGCUGAUAUCCAUCAAAGUGCAUAACAUAGUACUCAUGAUGCAAGUCACUGUAACAACCACAUACUUUGGACACUCUGAGCAGAUAUCCCAGGAGAGGUACCAGUAUGUCGAUUGUGGAAGGAACACAACUUAUCAGUUGGGGCAGUCUGAAUAUCUAAAUGUACUGCAGCCACAACAAUAAAAACUGAAAAAAAAACCUUAAAUUUACAAAUAAAUACAUGUCACCCUUUGAUUAGCAGUAUGGAUUGAAUUUCAAGUUAUUGGGUUGUCAGCCAUUAAGGUUACUAACCAUAAUGUGAUUUUUAGCUUAUAACACCUGGAAGCCACAACUACUAGGCUCAAAUACAUCUAAGAGUAAUUCAUUUGAUUUAUUUUGUAAAAUCGUAUUUUAAAUGAGAUGUUUAUCUUAAACUUUUAUUUUAAGGAAGAAAUAUGUGUUUGAGAAGGUAGGGUAAAAAGACUUAAACAUUAUUUCUUUAACAAAUUUAUUUUUACAUGAAAACAAUAUAUUUACAAUGCGCUUCGAUCAAAAUUUUCACUUCUAUAUCCCAGACCUGCUUAUUUCAAAGUAAAAAUUUUCACUUGUCAGCUGAAAUUUCUGAUUAGAACUAAUAUUUAUGUAUUUUUGUGCUUAGUCAGAAUGUAAAUUUCACAGUGGAUUUUUUGAAAUUUAUCCUUUAUUUGGAUAAAAGCAAGUGAUAUAUUUAUAAAAUUACUAUUGGGAUAAAAAUGGUAAUUUCCAUUUUUUUUAACUAUUAAUAUGUUUGAUUAUGUUUGUAGUUCUUUUUACAUAUGUUUAACACAGGCUCUAAAUUAAAUAUAGUAUGGUCUGAACUGACCCUAAAAAUAUUUCAUAAAUUUAACAAGUAUACGGCAAGUUUUUCAUAGCUAAAUCUAAUUCUUCUAGAAGGAAAUUAUUGCCUUCUGUUUCAUUACAUUAAAUGAAAUGUGUUUAAGAGAAAUGUUUUAGCAUAUUUUGUAUACUAAAAACCAAAAAGGAUUCGUAUUGGGCCAAUGGCCGAGAGGUAAUAGUACUACCAUGUAGACUGUUAAAGUUCAAAUUGUCCCACUUCCCCCAGAAUUUUAGAAACUAGAAGUCUGGGAGAUACUGUAUCAGCUGCAGUUGGGUGAUAUUCUAAGUACUGUGUAAGUACUAUUCAUCUUUUAAUUAUUGUGUGAGAUGGAACAUAUGCCAACUUGCAAAAUGUGCAUAAUUUCAUUAUGUAAUGGUUUGUUUUAUGCAUAAAAUCAAGCAAGCCAUGUCUUGUAUGUUUUGUCUUAUAUUUCCUUGUAGAACUAAAGUAAGAUUUUGGAAAAUGAUUUGAAAUGCUUGCUGACUUCACCUUGCUCAGAAUUUUGAGUGAUGGCAUCACUGGGUAGAUUCUAACCUAUGAUCUUAAUUGUGAAACAGAGAAUAAUGUAAAAUAUGAGACUAUGUGGGCACUUAUUCUUUGUUUAUGUAAUGUAUUAGCCUCCAUCAUAACACACUUAGUAAAUAUCCAAGUUGAGCAGUUCUGUAAUUAUAACUAUUGUUAUGUUAUUAUUCAUGUAACAAAACGUGAUAGUAAAAUGAAUAGAAGUGCCCCAAAAUGCUAUUUUUUAAUCCACUUGUAACUGUUAACUCUUGUAAUUGUGUAUGACAAAAUAAAAUUUGUAAAAAUUUUAGCAUGAAAAAUAAAAAUCGUAUCAGUCAAGUA
Pteropus alecto (black flying fox) is the source of this 2517-nucleotide messenger RNA. It is a transcript of the gene TMEM106B, whose product is annotated as transmembrane protein 106B. The record is from RefSeq and is a predicted model, not a curated record. Lineage: Eukaryota; Metazoa; Chordata; Mammalia; Chiroptera; Pteropodidae. The coding region runs from base 174 to 1001 and encodes 275 amino acids. Gene Ontology annotation, biological process: lysosomal transport; dendrite morphogenesis; lysosome organization. The transcript has 8 exons. Gene Ontology annotation, cellular component: lysosomal membrane.